AUGACUCGACACCAAGAUACUCCGAUGCCCGAUACAACAUCUCAGCCAGACAGUUCCGGUGGGAACAAUGAUCAGAAUACCCUACAGGAUACCCAUGUACCGGAGCAUCAAGAUGUCGCGAUGCGUGAUAUUGGUUCUGAUAAGACAAUUCAGCCAAUCGGCAAUAGUGUUGUUCUCGGUUCCUCGCAACUGACCGCCAACAAUCAGCCAGCCGUCGUUCCAUCUCUGGGAGAGACAGCCAGCGACCAAGUUGGUACCACUGCGCUCUCGAUAACCUCGCAAUCACGUGCUGCUUGCAAAUGCGUCACCUCUAUGACUCCGGACUUCUUCUGGGCGUCUUGUAAGCCGUACUUGUCAAGCAUUCCUUACGUGAUAUUAUUCAGCGUCUCUCGACAUGAGGUUCUAUUUCUGGGACUAUCUAAUGCCCAUUCAAUUUUUGAAUUCGCCCCGGAGAUUAACGAAGGGUGGUGUGCCAAAGUUGAAGAGCUGCCUGGGCAGUUUCCGACGCUUAGGACUAUUGCUAAAGCUGAAAUUCAGCCUCAGGCAAUUAAAAGUGGCAUCCUCUUCUACGGAGAUACAGGUGACUUUAGAUCUACAUUGAAGUCGUAUGCUGCGACGGCAUCUAUCACACUACCUUUGUUUGAUACUGGCGAUGGAAUCUGGAAGACUCAAAGAAUGAUUGAAGGCUGA
Messenger RNA from Penicillium argentinense, 690 nucleotides. RefSeq lists its product as uncharacterized. The record is from RefSeq and is a predicted model, not a curated record. The transcript has a single exon. Lineage: Eukaryota; Fungi; Ascomycota; Eurotiomycetes; Eurotiales; Aspergillaceae. Bases 1 to 690 code for a protein of 229 amino acids.